Messenger RNA from Mytilus californianus (California mussel), 2363 nucleotides. RefSeq names its product leucine-rich repeat and immunoglobulin-like domain-containing nogo receptor-interacting protein 2. The record is from RefSeq and is a predicted model, not a curated record. The transcript is spliced from 2 exons. Gene Ontology annotation, molecular function: potassium channel activator activity; transmembrane transporter binding; voltage-gated potassium channel activity. Lineage: Eukaryota; Metazoa; Mollusca; Bivalvia; Mytilida; Mytilidae. The coding region runs from base 105 to 1469 and encodes 454 amino acids. Gene Ontology annotation, cellular component: voltage-gated potassium channel complex.
UUUGUCGACCUUUGUGUCCUAGAUAUAAAGUGUUGUUGACUUACAAAGUCAUUGUUACUAUAGAAACCAUGUGAAAGUCCUGUUUUUGAUAUCCAUGUCACAAAAUGGUGCGGAUUCUAAUUUACUCAGUAAUUUAUAUUGUUAUUCAGUGUGAUGAAAUCUCUCGAUCAUUAGAUUGUGAUAUUAAAUAUGUAUUUAAUGGAAAACUCGGAGUCAAAAUAGCUGAUUGUAAAAACAGAGGACUGCAGUUUAUUCCUGAAGAUUUACCUCGGGAUAUAAAUGUUCUAGAUAUAUCUUCAAAUCGGUUAAAGAGUAUUGAAAACAGUUCGCUGAUUAUUUAUCCACAUCUACAGGAACUUUAUUUGAGAACGAAUCAACUUAAAUAUUUAUCUGAUAAGUCAUUUCAGGGAUUAUACAAUCUUGCCGUGCUUGAUAUGUCUCACAAUUUGCUUGAUUUAUCUUAUGCAUAUUUAGCCGAACUUUUUUUUCCGAUUCAAAACUUAACAAAAUUGGAUAUCAGGAGUAAUAUGCCUCAACCUGAGAAUUAUGAUAAGGAAUUCAACUAUCCCGAUCAUGCGUUCGGUGUUCUGAGAGAAUUGACUUUCUUAGGAAUUGAUAUGAUGCCUGUGCCAAACUUCGGAAGCGGAUUCAGUGAAAUGAAGAAACUUCGGAAAUUAUACUUUAAAUCUUGUUAUUUGGUACGUCUAUCAAAUGAAACAUUCCAGACGUUUUCAUCAUCUGUAGAAGAGCUUUAUCUCAGAAAUUGUCGAUUAAAAUUUGUGAAAACAGAAGAUGACGCUUUGAGUCCAUUUCCACAUCUACGUGUACUGGAUUUUUUUGGAACGUUUAUGCACCUCACUCGUGCUUUACUACUUUUACAUCCAUACCGUUAUAGAAAUAUGACCACAAUUAAUUUUGGCCAUGUGAGUGACCUAACUAUUGAUAGCGACGACUUCCCGUAUGCUCUGACAAUUACAUCCGAUAUAAUGACAAAUCUGAAAUCCAUUUGCAUAGAAAAUCUAGAUUUAUCACAGAAUGGAAUAGUUGAUUACAAACAUGGAUCUUUACUUUCCUUUGAUCAACCAGAAUGUUUACAACAUCUUUCAUUGAAAGGAAACAGACUUUUACUAGCUUAUAUAAAAAAUCACGAAGAGAUUAACUCUUUUUUUAGAAAAGCUUUGCGAUUGCAAACUUUGGAUUAUUCAUAUAAUGUCGUCAACUUCUUCAUUGAAAAUUCAUUGACCUCAGAUUCUGAUUUUAAAAGUUCUGGUGAUAGUCACGUAAUCUUGCCAGCAUCAUUAGAACAAUUAGAUAUCAGUUUCACAAUAGUUAAUACAUUACCCUUACUGUUUAUAGUUCCUAAAAUCAAUAAUCUUACUUAUUUGGAUAUAUCUUAUACAAAUACAACUGUGACCAUGCUUUUUAUUGAACUUCGAUUAGAGACAUUUAUUUCUGCUGGAACGAGGUAAAGUUUCGGUUGGAAGGAAUUAAAUCGUUUUCAAGAGACCAACCUAAAAAAAAUAGUUUUGAAAGACGCUACCCUUAAUGAUGGAAUAGACACAUACGGAAACAGGUUUUUCAUGAAAUGUCAAUCAGUCAAGUCACUGGAUAUAUCUGAAAAUAGUAUUUGGCAUUUUUCGGACGAUAUUUUUAAACCAAUGCCAAAUUUGUCAAAUCUUUAUUUAACUGACAAUUUUCUCCAAUCUAUUCCAGAACAGCUGGAUACGCAAACAAACAUAAAGGUGCUUGAUGUUAGAAAAAUCUCCUUACAAGUAUAAAUUCACUCAUUAGAAAUUGGGCAGAUAAAAUGCAUGAAAUCCAUGGAAUGGCUUUGUACCUUGAUGGCAAUGCAUUUAUUUGCAACUGCGAUAAUUUAGACUUUAUACGAUGGAUACAGACUACAAAAGUUGAUCUGGACAGUCGGUCUUAUAAAUGUCAAUUAUCAAAUGGAACCGUUACUGAUACACUUACUGCCUACAACUCCUUAUCACACUUGUUCGCGGACUGUAAGAGUACUAUGUGGUUAACCUUUGCUUCGACAUUGUUAUCUACAUGUGUUACAAUCUCGUUACUGCUUCUGUUGUAUAGUAAAAGAUGGAAAAUUGCCUUCUCUAUCUAUGGAGUUAUUCAGCGUAGUAUUGAACAAAAAGUUCGAAAGACAUACCAGUACGACGUGUAUAUGUCUAAUGAAGGAGGGGUAGUCGUUUGGAUAAAAGAUGUCUUAGCACCAAAACUUGAGGCCGAAUGGGGACUGACCAUGUGUAUAAGAGAUCGAGAUUUUUUAGGUGGUGAGAGUCUUCUGGAUACUGAGGCCGAAUGUAUCGAAAAGAGUAGGUACAUUAUUUUCCUCAUCACACCUGAGU